AUGAAGCUGCGACUUCGCUGGCGAAGGAUGGCGAAGGAUGCGUCUUCGCUGGCGAAGGAUGCGUCCCCGUUGAGCAAAAAGCCAAUGAUCCCUUCUGCUAAGAAGACUCAAGUAAGAGCUGCUCCCCCGCUAUCAGCAAGGUUUAAACAUCUCGUUGGUGCAGAUAACAAGAAGAUUGGUAGUACACGCAAUAUUUGGGAUGUUCCACUCAAGCCUCCUACAGACAAGCUUGGAGACCAUGAUCUACUCUGUGAAGUGGUCCGCUUGCGAACUAGUUCACUUGCUGAGAGGCAAGGAGAUCCAAGGGAUGAAGAUCGAACUGGGAGGUCAACUCAUCCGCUCAACCAUUGCAAUCUAGUUGUUAAGUCACGAGCAGUCAAGCGUGGAGUUGUUUCAUUGUUGUUGACUCCUUUAGAGGUGAGGAUGGCAGUGGCUAAGAAUAUGGGAGAGUCCUCUACUUGGGGGAAGGGCUCUUCUGCAACGUCAGCGGUUGAUCCCAAGGUGGACACGUCUAGUCCUGCAGGGGAUGUAGGCGUGUCUGAUCUACUGAAGAUGACCUUUCUGUUAAGCCCGUUUGCUUGUGUCAAACUAGUUGAUCAUAUCCAUCCGGCUGGGGGUCUUGAUACCUUUUCAAGUAUUUUCUUGGAAAAACAAAGGAAAGCAACAAAUACUAAACUGGCGAACAAGCUUUUUGCUGAUUUGAGGGCGAUGAUAUAUGAGCUGAAAAGCUCCCUUGCCGAGAAGAAUUCCAAGCUUAGCUCUUCUACUACUGACUUGGCUAGUCGAAAAGAUGCCUACUUCCAUCUUGAGGGCAAGAAUGCUGACAUCUCCCUCAGCUAUGACAAACUUAUAGCUAGACUUCACGUCCACCAUAAGUCCGAAGCCAUCAUAGAUGAGUACAAGUUGGCAUACUGCACUGCGCAGAUGGGACUGCUCCCUUCUAUGCAAUUGAAGACGGAGACAUUGGGAUGCUCUGCCUUGACUUGUUCCUUGUGUAAGGCGCCCGAAGAGGAGGUAGCUGGAGAGGAUAGAGUAGAGGAAGACGCAGGUGAUGAGAUGGUGGCAAACGUCGUGGAGCAAGCAAGUGGAGCUAUUGAAGGCAUGGCUGAUCAAGUGGACGCCAAAGAGGCUACAAAUCAGGGGUCUCCUACCGACGUCUCAGAGUAG
This is a messenger RNA of Prunus armeniaca (apricot), 1167 nucleotides long. The record is from the annotation of a GenBank genome assembly. Lineage: Eukaryota; Viridiplantae; Streptophyta; Magnoliopsida; Rosales; Rosaceae.